Molecule: messenger RNA, 234 nt
Organism: Phytophthora sojae
Lineage: Eukaryota; Oomycota; Peronosporomycetes; Peronosporales; Peronosporaceae
Exons: 1
Source: RefSeq, a predicted model, not a curated record
GGGUUCGCUGUGCGUGCGCUCAAGCGACGCAAGGUAGCUGCUGCGCCGGCCACGUACGAGCUGCUUAAUGCGAUUCCUCCUACCUCAAACAUGGUUGAGAGGCUCUUCAGCAUUGCGCGCGCUGUGCUGCGCCAUGAGCGCCACCGCCUCUCCCCCACGAUGCUAGAGAUGAUCUUGUUCCUCAAGAUCAACAGCUCGUACUGGGAUGUUGCGACCGUGGAGCAGUGCCUGUAA